AUGAGCGAGUAUCGCAACCAUCCGCCUCCCGGCGGCGGGUCGCACCACGGAAGCGACCGUGGUCCCCCUCCCCGGCACUACCAGCCGCUUCCCGACCACUACAGCGCCGAGAAUCAUCCCACCAGCCCGCACGGCUCGUACACCGCUCAUCGCGAUCAAGACUAUGGGCGCCGCUACGCCCCGCACGACUCGAUGCCUCGCUCUUACUACAAGGGUAUGGAUGCCACUCCUCCUUCCCGCAGGGAGGUCAUCGCGUCGUCGAGGGCCAGCGUGGCUAGUUAUCCUCGCAGUGAAGCGGGAUCGGCGGCUCCACCCCCUGUGCCUACCCCCAGCGAGGCCGAGGUUGCUCUCGCCACUUCGAAGAAGCAGCUCCACGCUGUGACGCCCCAUCCACCUACGCCCCAGCCUGUUGUUGCCCCUGAGCCGGCUUCCGAGGGCCGUCGCAGCUACAUGUCUGGUCCCACCUACGGUGGUGGGCCCACGGAUACCCCGCUUGCUCAGUCGGCGCCUGCCUUCACCGGGCCCCAGCACACCACAAUCGCCGGAGACCCCCAGGCGGAUCGCGAGGCUGAGCACGUUCAGCCCUCUGGUGCUCCAACCGUGUCGACGUGGGACCGCGGGCACAAGAUCGUCGUCCCUCCCCGUCUCCGCCGCCCUGGAAUGGGUUUCACGACCGAGUCCUACGAUGCCAAUAGCGUUGCCGUGACCCGCCCUCGGACGUGGGGAAGGCCCUCGGACAACGUCCCUCAAGACCACGAGCAGCCUCAGAGUGCGCCACUCCGUCGCCCCGAUCCAUCCCAGAGCGAGACUGUCGAGAGCGACUUCCCCACCUCCCCAAGCGCCCAGGUCCACCCUGCGCCUGUUCAUUCAUCUGCCGUUCCUCGUCAAACUUACAGCUCGGCGGCAGAGCCUGAGCCAAUUUAUCAGACCCGUGACGCUCAUGGGCAAGCCUCUCCUAUUCCGGCUGAGUUCUCUCACGAGAAGACUCUGUAUUCCGCUCAUGGUCAGCGCCAGCGUGUCUCGUCGGCGAACUAUCCUCAGAGCCUUCCCCCAAGCGUCCACCAGUCUCAAGGUCCUAUCCGCAGCGACCAGCAGCUCCCCGCUGGACACCCCUCCCCGUCUGUUCCUAUGGACCAGCCUGGGCCGUGGACGACUAGCAUCCCCCAGCGCGCAGAGCCCAUUCCUGCCCCAGCUGUUUGUGUUCAAAGCGGCGGGGCUCAGCCGCCGAUGGCUGGCCAUGGCGACGAUCAACGCGAUGAGCACCAGUUCCGUCGCGCCCAGGAUGAACCUGCACGUGUUCAUGACCGUACUCGCCACGCUUCGCACGAGCAGCCCCCUCCCGCGACCGAGUUCAAUGUUCCGCGCCACAGCACUCCUCGCCACGUGCUGCCGCCCAAGCCUGCUCAGGAGUGCUCACCCAAGGGGCUCGCGAGCGAGCACGGUUGGAGUCUUAAGCCAUCUGUGGAGUUGACGAGCGAUGGGGCGGCCUGGAAUAGCCCCAACAUCCAGGCAUGGGCGGGCAAUGUUAACGACACUCAGCAAGUUCCAGCAAUGGCGGUGCUCAGCACGGAGGCCGCUGAUGACAACGUCUCGCUCCCUGAGCGCCCCGACAGCACUAAGCCGAUGCCGAAGCCUGUCACUCUUUACAUUUCUCCCGACCCCAGUCCCGAGCCCCGUAUGCCUUCAUCUGCUCACGACCCCGAGUCGAGCACCCUUCCCAUGAAGGCAAGUGGCGGGCAGAACUCGCCUUCGCCGAACUCGGACGACGACGAGUUCGAUCGGCCCCGCACGCCCUCGGACAUCACCGACGCCGACGCACAUGACGAGUGGAAGGAGGGAGUCGAGCCAGAGUCAGACCCUGAGUUCUGGAAGAGGGAGACGACUCACCCCCGCGACAGUCCUCGCUUCCAGUCUCGGCGUGUCAUCGUAGUGUCGCCGUUCCCUCUUCACAAGGAGGGCUACAGUGAUCGGGCUGCCGUUGUUUUCCAGGACUCCAUUGUCCUGCUCAUGAACGAUAGAAAUAGGCACGACGGCAGCUUCCAGUCGGCUGCUACUUCAAGCGCUGUCCCCGUUCGUCUCCAAAUCUACCAGCGUCCUGCUGAGGAUGAGUUCAUUGGUCUCUGGAUCAAGGUGACUGGCGACCGACACGAUGAUCGCUCGCGCUCCGCCUCUCCCGUCUCCUCGCACCGUCAGCAGUCUGUGCCCGCUGGAUCCGACAUGCGCCCUGCGCCUCCCUCCCUCGAGGUUUGGGCACUGCCAACCCCUUCGCGUCACCGUCGCAUGUAUUGGAAGAUCGAACUCUGGGACCCGCGUCAGGGUGACUUCCCCCAUGCUGGAGACGGUGAUGGAGCAUCAAGGAAUCCUAUGCGCCUGGAUGUCAUUCCCCUCGGCCGUCGUGAACUCGAGCGUGACCUUGUCGCUUUCUAUUGCGAGGUGAUGGAAGUCAUCCCGCCUACUGAGACUUGGCAGCCCUGGAAGUUCGUUGUUUGCAGGUCGUGGAAGAUUGGGCAUCUCAUCGAGGACCUGCCAGGCUUCACGAUCGGCAAGUGGAAUUCCAACAUCAAGUGGAGGGGUGACUCCCCUUUGCCAACGUUCUCUCCCGAGCCCCGUGAUGCUCAUCAACUCCACAACGCUGCCCCCAAUCUCAAGCGCAGGAUCCUUCCCACUUAUAAGGGCCGCCCAGUCCGAGCUGACACUUGGCGUGGCAUCCCUCGCUUCGUUGACGACGCCGCCAUCUAUGUCGGCGGCAUUCCUGCUCAUGAGUCGGAGCAGAGCCUGGUGGAGCGCUUCUCAAAGUACGGCAAAGUCGUCGGCAUCGAGUACGAGAGGCGGUUCAAGUAUGCUGAGGCCCGCGUCAUGUUUGAAACUAAAAGGGCCGCCGAGAGUGCAAUGCUGUAUGAGCGUCAAGAAGUGCUUGUGGACGAGAGUGGACGUGUUGUCAACCCCUCCGACACUCAAGGCGAUGACACCCUUUCGCACGGAAAAGAGCAGCACAAUGCUGGGUCUCAGCAGCCCUCCGUCUCGUUGGGUGGAGCUGCAAAGGAAGACGACGAUUUUGUUUACGUCAAGGUUCCGCGUUUGCCCACUCAAAACUGGGUUCGUGCUAAACUGCAGGUCACCUUCGAUUACUCUGAGUCUGGUGAGAUUCAAACUCGCGUCCACUUGUGUCCUUCGGUCCCCGUCGCCUCGACGUCCAGCACUCGCGACACAACCGGCUCGAGGACCGUCUCGAGGUGUGGCACCGAUGCCACCACCACCGCGUCCAAGGUCAAGCAGGCAACGAAGAGCCCUCCCAUCAAGUCCGACGAGUUUCAACCUCGCGUCCUUUCAACCAAGAUGGAAGACGGGCAGUUGAAGCCGGUUUAUGACCCCGAGGACUUAAAGAGGUGGAAGAUCAAGAAGGGGCUUCCCCUGACCGACGACACUACUCCAGAGAGUACAACGACCCCUCCUCGUGACGAUGCUGUGUCGCUCCUUCCUGUUCGAACCGGUGGCCAUGCUCAUCCUGCGGCGGCCCCUUCGACCGACCCUGGUUAUGAAAACCCGUCCUUCACCCAGCUCGAGGCGAAGAGCAAGCCCAUGUCGACCGCCGAUCGCCGCGACAACAGCAGGCUUCCCCCUCAAGCCCAUCGCGAGGUCUUUCAAGGCGAGCAGCCCCGUGAGGAUAUCCACUACCCUGGAUACCGUCGUGAGAGUGUUGAGCAGCAGGAUCAGCAGGUGCAGGGAACUUCCUACGUCCCCGCCCCGUCACAGCGCGAUCGGCAGCCUGACUAUGGCGCCGUCCCCGACCAGCACCGUCGUUCGGAGCAUCCCACCCAUCAACCUAGCGAGCCUCCCCUGCGCAACGAGUCUCGCCACGUUCCCGUGCCCCAGCUGCCUCCUGCCGCGCCACGCGUCAUUGAAGCUCCGCCUCAAGUCCAGCGGCCCCGUCCCGUCAUUGCCCCUCGCCCUGCCCACGGCGAGCCUUGGGCGGAGCCGCGUCGCCAGUCGGACAGCUACAAUCAAGGCGGUGCUCCCCGCGAGCGCGACACUUGGGCUGAGCCUCGUCGCCGGUCUGACAAUUUCUACACUGGCGACGUUCGCCCUCGCGAGUCCUACCGUGAGGCAGGGUUCAUUCAGUCCAGUCAACACAUUCCCUACCACGCUGGACAGGGACAGCACGAGCCCGCCGGCGACCGUCACCAGCAGCGCGACCCUCGCCAGUUUGAUGCUCCCCGCGUGCGCGAGUCGGCCGGUGGCGGUCACUAUCAGCAAGCUGAGAUGCCUCGUCACAACGAGCCACCCCGUGUCCACGAGCCCGCAGUUCAACACCACCAGCUCCCUCAGCGUCCCCAGGCUGAAGUGCCCCGAUACAGCGAGCCACUCCGAGCGUACGAGCCCGCUGGUCAGCGCUCCCAGCCUCCUGAGCCUCCUCAGGCUGGAAUGCCUCGCCGCGAUAACCCGCCUCGUGCGCAAGAGCCUGCUGGUGAACGCUACCAGCAUGCUGAGCGCCCUCGCGCCUACGAGCCUCCCCGUGGAGGUCACCAGCCCACCGAGCCUACUCGCCACCGCGACCAUAUCCGCGCCUACGAGCCUGCUGAUGGACGAUACCAGCAUGCUGAGCCUCCUCGUCCCCGCGACGCUCCUCGCUCGUCCGACCAAGAUCAUCAAGCCGAGUCGCGUUCUCCGGCGGCCCCAGCGGCCGCUCGCAAUCUGCAGUCUCAACCUCCUGCAGCGUCUCAGCCGAUCGACUACGACGCGAAACCCCCUCGUCACGACCUCAACCCCGACUACGAGCGCAAGGCGCCGGGCCGCAAGGAAGCGCUGGGCUGGAGCCCUUCUCCUGCCAUCUCUGCGGGAGCCCCCGGUCCGCCUCAACCCGGUCCUCCCCAGACCGCUGCGCCAGCUCAGCCUACCAGCCCCGCCGCUCGUGAACCUCCCGUCACCCGCGACCCAUCUCAGGCCGGCGACUUCACCCCGCCUGUGCACAUUCCCGAUCGCGAGGACUCGGCCCGAACCCCCAUCGCCCGCCAGCAAGAGUCGAGCCGCAGGCGCCAGCCCGCUGCGCCCCAGGCGCGUCAGCCGGCGAGUCGUGUUAUGGACUCGCACAGCAAGGAGGAGCACGACCACGGCGAGUCGGUCUGGGACCCGCCCCCUCGCGAGCCCUCCGUGGCCCCGUCCAGCAAGUCUUCUCAGCCCUAUGGCGGCUGGUAA
This is a messenger RNA of Trichosporon asahii var. asahii CBS 2479, 5193 nucleotides long. RefSeq lists its product as uncharacterized. The transcript is spliced from 11 exons. Gene Ontology annotation, molecular function: RNA binding. The coding region runs from base 1 to 5193 and encodes 1730 amino acids. Lineage: Eukaryota; Fungi; Basidiomycota; Tremellomycetes; Trichosporonales; Trichosporonaceae. The record is from RefSeq and is a predicted model, not a curated record.